Carica papaya (papaya) is the source of this 5584-nucleotide messenger RNA. The record is from RefSeq and is a predicted model, not a curated record. Lineage: Eukaryota; Viridiplantae; Streptophyta; Magnoliopsida; Brassicales; Caricaceae.
GACGCCAUAGAAGAGGCGGGUGGCUCCGGUCUUCUCUCCCAUUUUUAUUAUCCUUUCUAAAUCCACAUCUUCUCUCCACUUCGCCACAAACACAAACACACACACAGACAUACACUCUCUCUACUCUCGUUUGAGAGACCAGAGAGACUUCUCCCCGUUCUCUUCUUCUUUUCAAUCUAUGGCUCUGCAAUCCGUCUCUCCCAUUCCUCAUCUUCUUUCGACGAAACCAAGCUCCGUCCUCUCAUCCGAAAAAAGUUUCUUGUUCGUUGACUUUGUAGGUCUGUAUUGUAAGUCAAAGAGAAUCAGGCGGAGAAUUGGACUUCCCGUUUCUCGAUCGUGCUAUUCGAGAUUGGCAACUAAGAACUCAUCGUCGCUCCAGGCGGUCCUUGAUUUUGAGAGAACCAAUGCCCCUGCCUCGGAAAAGCUAUCUUCUGAUUCCAAAUACGAGGUUGCAAAAUUGGAUGACAUAAUAUCAGAAAGAGGAGCAUGUGGAGUUGGAUUUAUUGCCAAUCUGGAAAAUAAAGCAUCACAUGAAAUUGUGAAGGAUGCUCUUACAGCUCUUGGUUGCAUGGAACAUCGUGGGGGCUGUGGAGCGGAUAAUGAUUCAGGUGAUGGUUCAGGAGUGAUGACUUCAAUCCCAUGGGACCUAUUUGAUGACUGGGCUGCAAAGCAAGGAAUUGCUUCUUUUGAUAAGUUGCACACUGGAGUUGGAAUGGUCUUUCUUCCCAAAGAUAGUGGUCUUGAGGAGGAAGCUAAAAUAGUUAUUAUAAAUAAUUUUGAGAAAGAGGGUCUUGAGGUGCUUGGAUGGAGGCCAGUACCUGUGAAUAUGUCUGUAGUUGGUCUCUAUGCAAAAGAAACCAUGCCCAACAUACAGCAAGUGUUUGUUAGAGUUGUUAAAGAAGAGAACAUUGAUGACAUUGAACGGGAACUAUAUAUCUGCCGGAAAUUGAUUGAAAGGGAAGCAAACUUGCAAAGUUGGGCUGAUGAACUCUACUUUUGCUCAUUGUCCAAUCAAACCAUUGUUUACAAGGGGAUGCUUCGUUCAGAAGUUCUUGGGUUAUUUUAUUAUGAUCUUCAGAAUGAUCUAUAUAGAUCACCUUUUGCCAUCUAUCACCGGAGGUACAGCACAAAUACUAGUCCCAGAUGGCCUCUUGCACAACCAAUGAGGUUUCUUGGUCAUAAUGGAGAGAUCAAUACCAUACAGGGGAACUUAAAUUGGAUGCAAUCUCGAGAAGCUUCUUUGAAAUCCUCUGUUUGGCGUGGCCGUGAAAGUGAAAUUCGUCCUUUCGGUAACUCAAAGGCAUCGGACUCUGCAAAUCUCGACAGUACUGCAGAAUUGCUAAUAAGAAGUGGCCGUACUCCUGAUGAAGCUCUAAUGAUUCUUGUCCCAGAGGCAUAUAAGAAUCAUCCAACUUUGUCGAUCAAAUAUCCUGAGGUUGUAGAUUUUUAUGACUACUACAAGGGUCAGAUGGAGGCCUGGGAUGGACCUGCCUUACUCUUAUUCAGUGAUGGAAAAACAGUUGGGGCUUGUCUUGAUCGGAAUGGACUGCGACCUGCAAGGUAUUGGAGGACAAAAGAUAAUGUUGUGUAUGUUGCCUCUGAGGUUGGUGUUCUACCUGUGGACGAAUCAAAAAUUACCAUGAAAGGCCGUCUAGGUCCCGGCAUGAUGAUAACUGCUGAUUUACUGAAUGGGCAGGUUUAUGAGAACACUGAAGUUAAAAAACGAGUUGCAUUGUUGAAUCCGUACGGAAAGUGGGUUUCUGAAAAUUUGCGGUCCAUGAAGCCCGUGAAUUUCUUAUCAACAACAGUCAUGGAAAAUGAAGCAAUCUUAAAACGCCAGCAGUAAGUAUCACAGUGCAAGUUUUCUAUCUUCAGUAAUGUUAUUAAGUGGUGUUAUUACAAUACUAUGUUUCAAGGAAAGUUCAGAUCAUUUUGUAUUUUGUAUGACAUUUAGAUGUUAGCAUUUGUUAUCGUACCUGUAUUAUCUUCUUGUUUAUCUCCUAUUUUAUUUCGUUUUAUUUUUCAAUCACUUCCCACUGUGCACAUGCAGGUGACAAAUCCAGCUAUUGAUCCUCUUAGGGAGGGACUGGUUAUGUCUCUUGAAGUUAAUAUUGGAAAACGUGGAAAUAUAUUGGAAGUUGGACCUGAGAAUGCAUCACAGGUUAAUUUAUCUAGUCCUGUACUAAAUGAGGGAGAGCUUGAGUUCUUGCUGAAGGAUCCUUUAUUGAAACCUCAAGUUCUACCAACAUUUUUUGAUAUACGUAAAGGAGUUGAAGGUUCCUUGGAAAAGAGACUUCUUAAGCUCUGUGAAGCAGCUGAUGAAGCUGUUCGUAAUGGUUCUCAACUGCUUGUUGUCUCUGACCGGUCUGAAGAACUGGAACCAACACGACCUGCAAUUCCAAUACUUCUUGCUGUUGGUGCUGUUCAUCAGCAUCUUAUUCAAAAUGGUCUGCGUAUGUCGGCGUCAAUAAUCGCUGAUACUGCUCAGUGCUUCAGCACACAUCACUUUGCCUGUCUGAUUGGAUAUGGAGCAAGUGCUGUAUGUCCAUACUUGGCACUGGAGACAUGUAGGCAGUGGCGCUUGAGUAGCAAGACUGUGAACUUGAUGCGUAAUGGAAAGAUGCCAACUGUAACAAUUGAGCAGGCUCAAAAAAAUUAUUGCAAGGCAGUUAGUGCUGGUCUUCUAAAAAUUCUUUCUAAGAUGGGCAUUUCAUUGCUUUCAAGUUAUUGUGGUGCACAGAUAUUUGAGAUAUAUGGAUUAGAGCAGGAAGUUGUUGAUCUUGCAUUUCGUGGAAGUGUAUCAAAAAUUGGUGGAUUAACUCUUGACGAGCUUGCAAGGGAGACUUUGUCUUUUUGGGUGAAGGCCUUCUCUGAGGAUACAGCUAAACGAUUGGAAAAUUUUGGAUUUAUACAAUUUAGACCUGGAGGGGAGUAUCAUGGAAACAACCCAGAGAUGUCAAAAUUGCUCCACAAAGCUGUUCGAGAGAAAAGUGAAAGUGCAUUUUCAGUUUAUCAGCAGCAUUUGGCAAACCGACCGGUUAAUGUUCUCCGUGAUCUUCUUGAGUUUAAAAGUGAUCGUGCACCAAUUCCUGUUGGAAAGGUGGAGCCUGCUUCGUCUAUUGUUCAACGGUUUUGCACAGGUGGAAUGUCUCUUGGGGCGAUUUCAAGAGAAACCCAUGAAGCAAUUGCCAUUGCAAUGAAUAGAAUAGGUGGAAAAUCUAAUUCUGGAGAAGGCGGUGAGGAUCCUAUUCGCUGGAAUCCACUUACUGAUGUGGUUGAUGGGUACUCUCCUACAUUGCCGCAUCUUAAGGGUCUUCAAAAUGGGGAUACCGCUACAAGUGCUAUUAAGCAGGUCGCUUCAGGACGUUUUGGUGUCACUCCAACAUUCUUGGUCAAUGCAGAUCAGUUAGAAAUCAAAAUUGCACAAGGUGCAAAGCCUGGUGAAGGUGGUCAACUACCUGGCAAAAAAGUUAGUGCUUAUAUUGCAAGGCUGAGAAAUUCUAAGCCGGGUGUUCCGCUUAUAUCUCCGCCACCGCACCAUGACAUAUAUUCUAUUGAGGAUCUAGCUCAGUUAAUUUAUGACCUUCAUCAGAUCAAUCCCAAGGCAAAGGUGUCAGUGAAGCUCGUGGCAGAAGCUGGGAUUGGAACAGUUGCUUCAGGGGUUGCGAAGGGUAAUGCCGAUAUUGUACAGAUAUCAGGGCAUGAUGGUGGAACUGGAGCCAGUCCUAUAAGUUCUAUAAAGCAUGCUGGUGGCCCAUGGGAACUUGGACUAACAGAAACUCACCAGACUCUCAUUGAAAAUGGACUUAGAGAAAGGGUCAUUCUCAGAGUUGAUGGUGGUUUAAAAGGUGGAGUCGAUGUCCUAAUGGCUGCGGCAAUGGGUGCUGAUGAAUAUGGGUUUGGUUCUGUGGCAAUGAUUGCUACAGGAUGCAUUAUGGCUCGUAUUUGCCACACAAAUAAUUGCCCAGUUGGUGUUGCCAGUCAGAGAGAAGAAUUACGUGCUCGUUUCCCUGGUGUGCCUGGUGAUCUUGUCAAUUUCUUUCUAUAUGUUGCUGAGGAGGUAAGAGGUGUACUGGCACAGUUGGGAUACGAGAAGUUAGAUGACAUAAUUGGACGGACAGAUUUAUUAAAACCACGAGAUAUCUCAUUAGUGAAAACACAGCAUCUUGAGCUUAAUUAUAUUCUCAGAAGUGUUGGGUUACCAAAAAGGAGCAGUACUGCAAUUAGGAAUCAAGAUGUUCAUUCAAAUGGUCCCGUCCUAGAUGAUACUUUGCUUGCUGAUCCAGAGAUACGAGAUGCAAUUGAAUAUGAGAAAGUAGUCCAUAAAACUGUGAAGAUAUAUAAUGUGGACCGUGCUGUUUGUGGGCGGGUAGCAGGUGCAGUUGCAAAGAAAUAUGGAGAUACUGGGUUUGCUGGGCAGCUAAACAUUACAUUCACUGGCAGUGCUGGCCAGUCCUUUGCAUGUUUCUUGACACCUGGAAUGAAUAUCAGACUUGUAGGAGAGGCUAAUGAUUAUGUGGGAAAGGGGAUGGCAGGAGGUGAAUUGGUGGUAACUCCUGCUGAGAAUGCCGGGUUUUGCCCAGAGGAUGCAACUAUAGUAGGGAAUACUUGUUUGUAUGGUGCAACUGGUGGUCAAAUAUUUGCUAGAGGAAAAGCGGGGGAGAGAUUUGCUGUUAGAAAUUCACUUGCUCAGGCAGUGGUUGAGGGCACAGGAGACCAUUGUUGUGAAUACAUGACUGGCGGUUGUGUGGUUGUAAUUGGAAAAGUGGGAAGAAAUGUUGCUGCUGGAAUGACAGGAGGAUUAGCUUAUAUUCUUGAUGAGGAUGACACUCUCAUCCCUAAGGUAAAUAAGGAGAUUGUAAAGAUCCAAAGAGUGACUGCUCCAGUUGGGCAGAUGCAAUUGAAAAGUCUUAUUGAAUCCCAUGUUGAAAAAACUGGAAGUGGCAAGGGCUCUGCCAUUCUAAAGGAAUGGGAGAAGUAUCUGCCACUCUUCUGGCAACUGGUUCCGCCAAGUGAAGAAGACACGCCAGAGGCUAGUGCUGAGUAUGAGAGAACAACUGCCGGGAAGGUGACAUUACAGUCUGCUUAAGGUAAAAAUUUGAUGUUACAUUCUGUAACGUCCAAGUUCGUAAAACCAACAGUCCGGCAGUUGCAGCCCAACACUGUACAGUUAAGUGGCAGGAAUAGAAGCAGAUGGAUUACCAUAAUUCGAAAUCCUCAUUCUGCACCAGUGAUAAGGAGGACUCAACUCAAGAGUGCAAGGUGACACCUCUUUACUGUCGGAUAAAAUUUAUCGGAAAUUUUUUAACCUAGUAGAAGCAUUCAACCUCCAUGUUAUUGCAAUUGUAUAGUAGCUUAUGGCAGGAACUGUCAAUGAGGUUGGAUUUAUGGGGUCUUUUGGCAAUAAGAACUUCAAACUGCUAUUGCCUUUCUGUUGCUUCUUUCUUCGUGGAAUAAUUAGGUUCUAUCAUGCAUGUUCUUCAUAUUUAUAAUCCUCUAGCCAUCUUUAAUUCCUGUACUCAUCUUUUUUUUCUUGUAUUACAAUGAUAACUACGAUAAUAAAUAAUAACUCCAUUGAAGAUUA